CGAAAUAAUCCGUACACGAGUGAUCAUAAUAUACAACUUAUUCACACCUAUUUUCACACUAGCCCACGCAAACACAUCGUGUUUUCAGUAGCUGAUGCUAGUAUUGGAUCGAAAUGUUGUGUUCUUAGUUUGACGGUGAAAAUUUUGCUGGGUGCGUGUGAAAAGAGGAAAAAAAUCAAAAGGCAAUGGGCGCUGUAGUUAACCUAAAUAUUUAAUAACAACCCUGAAUAAAUUAACUAAACAUAUGGAAUCUGCAUUGUCACCAGAUAAAGAGAAAAAUAUACCACCGGUACCUUUACCGACCUAUCAAUGGGAAGAUUUGCGACGAGCUCGUGAAGCCGGGGGAUAUCCCUGGACGCACUUAAUGAAACCACCACUUGAAGGUGAAAUAACCGCAGAGGAUAUUAUAAGAGCCACAACACCAAUUAGAAGUAUGUCUCGUGAAUUCUCAAGAUCUCGAACCCAGUCUCCGGACUUUCGGGAUUCCCAAAGAAUUCUCAACUUAAACUCUUCUCCCGGCAGCAGCCGCAAACAUAACGAAGAAGGUCAAGAUGAAGGAGUUCAUGUACCAAACUUCUCAAAAGAAAUUUCUCUCGACUCAGAAGAUGAUCCAAUGAAAAAGAAUGAAGAACGGCCGGCAAGUCAGGCCAGUGCUUAUCUCGUAUCACCUUCGGAAAAACCAAAAAGUGUUUCUCCUAAAAGUAUCUUGAAACGACGGGUACCAGAACAACAAUAUAUUGGGGUUACUGAAACACGAGAAAAAACUAAGUGCUGUCAUCCAUUAGUGAAUAAAAUUAAACAUUUGGCAGAUAAAACAUUACAAAAAUUGGACAGAAACGAUACUGAAAAAUCACCUACAUCAAAAAGAAAAAAAGCGGAAGAAGUCCAAGAAAUAAGACAGUUGAGAAAUUCCCCAAGCGCAGUUAAAAGACAAAAAUUUAGCGCUAUUAAAUUAGGAAGCUCUGAUGAAAUGAGUAAAACAAUGAGCAUUGAAACUCCUCCACCAAGAAUGAGAAAAGAUCAUAUUUAUGAAGAUAUUGAAGAACCUAAAGAUGUAGAGUCCUCUGAUUUACAAGAAAACUUAGAAAAGGAAGACACAAAAAGUAACAGUAACAAAGAAAACGACAGUUUAUUAGAGAAAAAGUCGAUGACUUCCCAAGACCCGAGCCUUGUUACGGAUGACAAUAAUUCAUUAAAAAAUGAUGAGCAUAUUAUGGAAAAAUUGCAUAUUAUGAAAGAUGCAAUCAAUAAGGAAGCUAUUCUGCUGGAUGAAGAAAUGGAUCAAGAGGAACCAAAUGUAGAUGAAGUAUUUCAGAAUCAAGUUGAUGAUAGUAGACCACCCGAUUCACCUAAUAUUACUAUAACUGAAAUGCCGGAUGACGAUGAAAAUGCAAACCACUUGGAACAAUCAACAGCAAUACCCAUAGAAACGUCCCCCAGUCCAAGUCCAAGGGAACAUGAUAGAAAAAGGCAUGAAGUAGAAUUUAUCGAUCAAGAUUGGUCUAAGCCUAGCAGUGAUCACGAAUACGAAAUUAUCGAAAAGCCUCCGCCAAAUAUUAUCUACACAUCACCGAGUAUAGAUGAUCAAACGCCCAUUUCCAAAACUGAUGAUGAAUUAUCAAGCACAACAUCACUUGAAAGAAAAUGUCUUCAACAUACGACAGAUGAUGAAGAUCAAAUUGAAAGUAAAGGUGUUAUAGACGAAAAAUCUGAAAACGUUAUAAAUGCUGAAGCACUGCAAAAGGACAUUGAAGAUAGAUUUUUUGUAAAUACACCAUCAACAAUGUCAAGAACAGAAUGUGAAGUAAGUACAAGUCAAGUUGACUCAUCUGCUUUAGAAAAUUUACCUCUUAAACGAGAAAAUCGUAACAAGACUGGAGAAUCGCUAGACAGUAAAAUACAACAAAGAUUUAGAGAAGGCACAGGCAAGCUUAAAACACAAGCAGGAAAGUUGAGAACGAAGUUAAAUAAUUUAAAAACGAAACAAUUUUCAUCGCCAGAACGAACUAAGAUCAAUUCACAAGAGCAAAAUGAAAAUCGCAAGAAAGAACGACCUAAGCUUUCUUUUCCUGAAAGACCGAAGUUUACUUUACCAGAUAGAAGAAAGUUUAGUUUACCAGACAGACCAAAAUUCAAAAAAAUUAAUUUAUCUGAAAAACUUACUUUUGGUGAUAAAAAGAAGUUCACAAUGCCAGAAAGGCCAAAGUUCAAUAUACCUGAUUUACCGAAAUUUAAAAUGCCUGAAAAAUCUAAGCAAAUUUUCUCUAGUUUAGGAAGGAAAAAGAACAAACCUGAUUUAAGAAUAUCAGAAUCUAGUUCCGAAUUAAAUAAUGUGGCAAGUGUCGAAUUUGAAGCUAAAACUUAUCCAAGGCUGUUUAAUAAGAAGAAAAAAAAUCAGAUGACGAAAACAUCAUCUUCACCAACAUUGAAUAGAGAAGACACUCCACCACCGGUAUUUACAUUUACUCGAAUGAAAAAGACAUCUGAAAAUACUCAAAAGUACAUACCAGAUAGUCCUGAACAUCCACGUGAGUAUGGAGCUCUUGACAGUGAAACUAGCUUUGAGAAUGAAAUGGAAGAAAGAAAGCAAUUUGAAACAACAUACGACUUUGAUAAAGUAGACCCAGAUUAUGUCGAUAAGGAAAAUGAAGAGCCCGAUUUUAAAAAUAUUUCAAGAAAUGCGUCUUCGAUUCCUGAUAUGUCACCGUCAAUACAAGAGUACACACAUAUAAACGAAAUAAAUAAUGACGAAUUUUUUGUACGACCGAGAGGAAUAUCACGUGAAAACAUUCAAGUCAGGGAGUAUCUAAGUGACGAAAUUCGACAAGCUUUUAAUAUUCCGAAAAAUGUUCUGGCUUCAAUGGGUAGUACGGAACCAGAGGCACAAAAAAUGUACGUGACCCAAGCAGAUGCAGAUCCAGAACUUACUAUUGAAGAAAACGAACAAAUGCGAUAUUCUGUUGAGGACCUUAAUGAAAGAGACGAUGGAUAUUACACAUUCCCGCCUAUACGGCCCUCACGCGCUAAACGAAAAAAGAAGGAAAUAGAAUCCAUACAGUAUAUGGACGAAAGUGUAAACGCAAGCAUGCAAUUUAGUGAAGUGGAUUUAGGAAUAUCAGAAGAUAAUUUAAAAGAAAUUCAAAAUACUAACUUUGCUGAAGAUAGCAAACUUACACAUGAAACAGAAUUUAGACCCGAUCUUAAUUCGAUACAUGAAUAUGCAAAUGAUGAUAUCAUAGAAUAUCCUGAUAAUAUUCCAAUUCAGUCACAGACACUUCCGAUGCCUCCAAAAAGAAAGAAAAAGUAUAAUAAAAAUGAAAUACGCCAUUCAUACUCCAACGAUUUCAAUACUUUUCCGUCACCAAAUAUAUGGCAAGGAGAACAACAAAGUGAAGAUAUUAUCGUUUAUCGCACCGAACAUGAGUACAUCGUACCACACUCUGAAGCUGCUUUUACAGAGCAGAGUCCUGUUCCACCAAGGCGAUCUAGAUCUAGAAGUUCUAAAGGUACUUCAAUUUGCGAUGAUGAUCGAACAUCCCAUGGCGCGGAAUCCUUAACUCUGGAUACUCAUUUACCCCAAGAUUUUGAAGAAAAACCAGUACGCCAAGAAAGUCCAGGAUAUGCAACCGUUGACAAAGGCUCGACGGGUUACAAACAAACUUUUAGAUCAAAAAGUAAAACACCACCUCUGAGGCGACGUAAAAGCAAUAGUUCCGAAAGGAAAUACUAUACCGUCUCUGGAACGAAAAAUGUAAAACCGAAUCGUCCACCUAGAAAAAAAUCAUCGUCAAGUUUAAUGACUUUAGACAGCUUUAAUAAAAAUUCGAUCAUGAAUGGAGAUACACAGUAUGAUGAAAUAGAAGAACCAAAAUUUGAUGAAGUACACAAAGAUUUAAAAUCGGGGCCAGUUGUAAGUAAAAUGAAAGAUAGACCUUUACCUCCACCUCCUCGACCUCCAAGGGGACCAAAAAGAAAAAAAGAUACAAAUGAAAAUAUGGAUGAUUAUACCAAAAGCAAUUUAAAGGAACAAGAUAUAGCAGAGAUAGAAGUGUCUACUCAAACUGAUACGCUUCCAGACGAUGUGGAUUUUGAAUUAGGAAUUGACGACCAUUUGGACAUAUCUAUGUCUAGUUCACUGAGAGACAUUAUUGAUGAGGAGUCCAUUAUCGGUAAAGCAAGUAAGCCAACCAGCCCACACAUUUCUCGACCAAGCUCAAGAUCCGAGAAGUCUUUAAAGUUGUCAGAUCCAAAAAUGGCAGAAUUGUCAAAAUCGCACAUUGGGAGGACUUCUCCCACAGUGAUAUUAGUAGAAAAAAGAGUAUCAAGUCCAACGAGAAUAAAUGAAAGGGAUGUCAUAUUAACAGAAGCCUCUUUAACAGUUCAGCCAAUUGACAUAGAUGAGUCUAAGAUUCCAGAGGUGCCGCCACUACCAAAACAAAGAUCUACUAUGCGACCUUCGCAAAGCUCUAAAGAAGUUGUGUGUCAAGAAUCUGAGCGAGCCCUGGAAAGAGUAUCAGAUACUGGCCGUGAUGUUCAGUUAGACAAUUUAGUAACUCAGAGACUACAAGUAAAAGAUCUCGAUGUAGGAAGACUUAAUGUAUCUGAAUUACAAGCAAGUAAGAUUCUUGUAUCUGAAAUAGAAGGAAUGACUUUAAAUGUAAAUGAGUUUGAUUCAAAGACAGGAAACAUUUCUGUUAGUGGACUUGAGCUUUCACAAUCUGUAAUUGACGAGAUUGUAAAGAAAUUCGCUGAAAUAUCUACAUCCCAAGGACGUCAAACUUUGACUCCACAAAGUGUAGAUGUGCCUAGGCCUGUAAGUCGAGAAGAAGAAACACAAACGGAACCGGCAGGUGAAAAGACUUAUGACGAGAGACCGGAAAUCCGGCCACCCUCCCCAAUCGCUCUUCUCUCAGAUGCCUCUUUACCCCCUCAAAGACCACCACCUCCCGAUUUAACACCUCUUUUGCUUUCCUAUUUACAAGACGUGGCACCUACUCAGUUUCAAGCAGCACGUCCCUCUAGAGAACGUCCAAUAACAGAAUUUUUUGAAUCACAGUUUCAAACUCCACAUCCUCCUACUCGAAGAUCUAAGCGUAAGCUUCCAGUUCCUCAAACAGAGUCUAGUUCAGAGGAUGAUAAGCCCCGACCGUCACCGAGACGCAUGCCGCCAACCAAGGCUCAAGAACCAACUAUCACUGAGGCUGGAGCGCAGUUCCUUCGAGUCUGUCAAAACUCUAUUAGUAGAACUUUGAGAAACAUCUUUAACACAUUCAUGUCUUACAUUAGCAGAGCAGAAGACAAGAAAGAUGUGCAGAUGGCUAUGGUUAUAUUCUUGGUUUUGAUUGCUGGUUUAAUAAUGCUUGGACUCAGUGACAGUCGCACAAUACAUCAUCAUCACUGGGAAUUUUUCAACCCCCCGGAUACCAAUAAAUAGGUUGCUUAUAAAUUUUAAUUAAUUGUUGUAUUAGUUAAUGAUUUUAAAGACUUUAUUCUUGUUAUAUUCUUAAGAUAAUUACAAAAUAUAGCAUUAUAACAGUAAAACAAUAAAAAUAACCUUUUCAAAAACACAAAGCAUUUAUAAAAUUCUCUACA
This is a messenger RNA of Aricia agestis (brown argus), 5592 nucleotides long. RefSeq lists its product as uncharacterized. The coding region runs from base 245 to 5434 and encodes 1729 amino acids. NCBI's taxonomy places the organism in Eukaryota, Metazoa, Arthropoda, Insecta, Lepidoptera, Lycaenidae. The record is from RefSeq and is a predicted model, not a curated record. The transcript is spliced from 3 exons.